Suillus subalutaceus is the source of this 1484-nucleotide messenger RNA. RefSeq lists its product as uncharacterized. Bases 1 to 1305 code for a protein of 434 amino acids. The record is from RefSeq and is a predicted model, not a curated record. Lineage: Eukaryota; Fungi; Basidiomycota; Agaricomycetes; Boletales; Suillaceae. The transcript has 10 exons.
AUGGUGAAAGUUCCGUAUCGUGGAUCAAUCCGCAAAUUGGUCCUUGCCUUCGACGUGGGCACUACAUACAGUGCGAUUUCCUACUGUAUACUUGAUCCUGGAGAAGUUCCAAAGAUCGAGCCUGUCACCAGAUAUCCAGCCCAAGAGUGGAAAUUGCACCUUCGAACCAGGAAUUUGGCCGCCAACCAUAUCACCGACGAUGACAUCCCACCACUUCCACGAGGCAAAAAUGCCGUCGAGGUUCUUGGCGACUUCAUGCAAUACCUCUUUCGUUGUGCACGCAGCUAUAUCGAGGAGGCUCAUCCAAGCGGAUCUCAUCUUUGGCGGUCACUCGAGAACCGCAUUGAAUUUGUCCUUACACAUCCAAACGGCUGGGAGGGCCCGCAGCAGAAACAGAUCAGGCUAUCUGCCGUCCUUGGCGGUCUCGUUCCCAGCACAGAAGACGGCAUGGCACGUGUCCAUUUGCUGACCGAAGGAGAAGCGAGUUUACAUUACUGUGUCCAUAAUACCCUAGCCUCAGAUACAUUGUCGAAGACACCGAUACUUGCAUCUGAUGAUGGUGUCCGCUCGCCAGGCCAAGGCGUUGUUGUCAUCGAUGCAGGAGAAGGGACAAUCGAUCUUAGCGCCUACUCGAUGUCGAUGACUUUAUCCCCGACGCUGAUCGAGGAGAUUGCUGCAGCCGAAUGUCGACUUCAGGGUUCUGUAUUCGUGACUCGUCGUGCUCGUGGUCUUCUUCAAGAAAAGCUAUCCGGCAGUCGUUACGGCACACCGGAUGUGAUCCAACACAUAAUAGAUAUCUUCGACAGCACCACCAAGCUUAGGUUCUGCAACCCGGAAGACCCGGCGUACAUCAAGUUCGGUACCAUCCGCGACAGAGAUCCUCAGCAUGAUAUUCGCAACGGUCAACUUAAAUUGAGUGGACAAGACGUAGCCAAACUCUUUGAACCCUCCAUCAGCAGCAUCAUCGAAGCUUUCGAAACUCAAAGAAGGGCUGCAGGCACUCCGGUCACAUUUGUAUUUUUCACCGGAAACUUUGCUGCGAGCGAUUGGAUGUUCUCCAAAUUGCAAGCGUACUUCCAGUCGCUUGGUAUUGGCUUCAGUCGACCGGACAACCAUUGCAAUAAAGCUAUUGCAGAUGGUGCUGUGUUGUAUUUUAUUAAUCAUCUUGUGUCGUCCCGUGUGUCCCGUUUCACAUACGGCACCGAGUGCAGCGUCCCAUUCAACCCAUUCGAUGUGGAGCAUCGCGCCAGGCAAAAGGAAGUUUUCCGAAAUACAAACUUCAGCAAUAGUAGUUUACGACGAUGAGCAGGAAGAAGCUUAGUCGUUCUGUAGAGCCACCUUAUUCUCAUGCUAUGCGGUGAGUCCGCAGCAUCCCAUGGCUUCUCGAGGUUGUAAUUGUAUGCUCCUAUCUAAGGGUUUCGUUUUCGGUUUGCCAAACAUGUCAUUUAUUUCACCUUCUGCACAAUAUGAUAUACCCUCUUCUG